UUGGCAACUUGCCUCUCCGCCUGUACAGUUCACCCUACUUAGAAAUUGUGAAUGUAUUUUCAAUACAGUGGUUUCAUUUAUUAAGAUAAAACUCAAGGUUGCGAAAAUUACUUUAAUCCUAUCCGAAUACAAAGUGAAUACAGUAUAUUUCAGUUAGAAGUGACAUUUGCCAGUAAAACUAAGCUAUGGUACGUGUCUGCGUCAUCGGGGCUGGAGCGGCUGGCGUCUGCGCUGCUCGCCACCUCCUCGUGGAGCCCUGCGUGGACCAUGUGGACAUCUUCGAGCAGGCCAGUCAGCUGGGCGGGACGUGGGUGUACACUGAGAAAGUCGGCUAUGAUGACUUCGGCCUGCCCAUUCACAGCAGCAUGUAUAAGAGUUUAAGGACAAAUCUACCAAAAGAGAUAAUGGGAUUUCCUGAUUUUCCUGUACCGGAGAGCGAAAAGUCUUACUUGCCCGCGAAGGAGAUGUUAUCCUUCCUGCAACUGUACGCCGAUAAGCAUCAAGUUACGGAUCGGAUCAAUUUUAACCACCAUGUCAACCUCGUGAUACCAAAAGCGGGUCCCUCGGGCGAACUCUGGGACGUGUCGUUCAAGAACUUGCUGAAUGGAGAAUCAGAGACGAGGGAGUACGACUACGUGUUCGUCUGUAACGGGCACUACAAUACACCCUUUAUACCGAACAUACCGGGACUGAAGGAAUUCCAAGGAGACGUGAUGCACAGCCACGACUACAGAGUCCCAGAGAUCUUCUCGGGCAAGCGUGUGCUGGUGGUCGGCGCGGGACCCUCGGGGAUGGACAUAGCUUUGGAAGUCACCAACGUCGCCCAUAAAGUCAUACUGAGCCAUCACUUGAAAGAACAACCCAGAACAAUCUUCCCCGAUAACUUGACCCAGAAGCCGGACGUGAAGAGACUUGAUGGAAAAAAGGUUCACUUCGCUGAUGAAAGUGAAGAUGAAGUCGAUGUAGUGUUUCUGUGUACUGGAUACCUAUACAACUUCCCUUUUCUUCACGAGUCUUGUAAUAUAUCCGUGGAAGACAACUGCGUGGAGCCUCUCUACAAGCACCUGGUCAACAUCCACCACCCGACCAUGUGCUUCAUCGGCGUGCCUUACUACGUGUGCGCAUUCUCCAUGUUUGACUUGCAGGUCAGAUAUUACAUACGUUCCAUUAACGGGACCUUUAGUCUUCCGUCCACUGAGGAGAUGAUCGCCCACUGGGAGGAGGAGAAGAAAGACAGAGCUUCGAGGGGAUACACGAAACGACAGGCCCACAUGAUGGGACCCGACCAGGAAAAAUACUACGCAUCGUUGGCUACGGAAGCGGGCACGAAAUCCCUGCCGUCGGUGUUGACGAAGAUCCGGGAGGAAAGCUCCAUUAGGUUUCUGCACAAUCUGAAGCACUACCGACAGGACGUGUACAAAAUCAUCGACGACAACACUUAUGAGAUUGUAAACGACGCCGCUAGAUAAAUCUGUUGAAAUUAGGCUGUAGACAAUAUUAGGCUCUAGACAAAAUAAGUAUAAUUCAUAUUUUAGGUGAAAUUAACGAUUGACGCCUCCAGCCGGCUUACCGGCUGUCAAAAUUGUGUAUGACUUUUUGUUAGGUAUAUGGAGGA
Bombyx mandarina (wild silkworm) is the source of this 1615-nucleotide messenger RNA. It is a transcript of the gene Fmo-1, whose product is annotated as Flavin-containing monooxygenase 1. Lineage: Eukaryota; Metazoa; Arthropoda; Insecta; Lepidoptera; Bombycidae. Gene Ontology annotation, molecular function: NADP binding; flavin adenine dinucleotide binding; N,N-dimethylaniline monooxygenase activity. The record is from RefSeq and is a predicted model, not a curated record.